AUGCAUUCAUUAAAGCUAUUGUUACAUUCUCAAUAUUAUCUUGUGACUGAGUUCAUCCUGGCUGGACUCUCACAGCAGCCAGAGCUCCAGCUGCCUCUCUUCCUCCUCUUCCUAGGGAUCUAUGUGCUCACAGUGGUGGGGAACCUGGGCAUGAUCACACUGAUUGUGCUCAGUUCUCACCUGCACACCCCCAUGUACUACUUUGUCAGCAGUCUGUCCUUGAUUGACUUGUGUCAUUCCACUGUGAUCACCCCCAAAAUGCUGGUGAACUUUGUGCGCGAUAAGAAUACCAUUUCCUACCCUGGAUGCAUGACUCAACUCUACUUCUUUCUCAUUUUUGCCAUAUCAGAGUGUCACAUGUUGGCUGCAAUGGCCUAUGACCGCUAUGUGGCCAUCUGUAGCCCACUGCUUUACCAUGUCAUCAUGUCCUCUCAGACUUGCCUUUCCCUGAUUUUAGGGGUGUAUAUUAUAGGUGUGGUUUGUGCAUCAGCUCAUACAGGCUGCAUGAUUAGAGUCCAAUUCUGCAAAAUUGAUGUGAUCAACCAUUAUUUCUGUGAUCUUCUUCCGCUCCUAAAGCUCUCUUGCUCGAGUACCUAUGUCAAUGAAGUGCUGAUUCUGUUUUUUGGCACAUUUAACAUCUUUGUCCCCACCCUGACCAUCUUCAGCUCCUACAUCUUCAUCAUAGUCAGCAUCCUGCGCAUUCGCUCCUCUGAAGGCAGAGCCAAAGCCUUCAGCACCUGCAGCUCCCACAUCUCUGCUGUUGCUCUCUUCUUUGGAUCUGCUGCAUUCAUGUACCUGCAGCCAUCAGCAGUCAGCUCCAUGGACCAAGGAAAAGUGUCCUCUGUGUUUUACACCAUUAUUGUGCCCAUGCUGAACCCUCUGAUCUACAGCCUGAGGAAUAAAGAUGUUAGUGUUGCCCUGAAGAAAAUACUACACCGAGAAACUUUCCUGUGA
Messenger RNA from Ictidomys tridecemlineatus (thirteen-lined ground squirrel), 954 nucleotides. Its product is annotated as olfactory receptor 8G1. The record is from RefSeq and is a predicted model, not a curated record. Gene Ontology annotation, molecular function: olfactory receptor activity; G protein-coupled receptor activity. Gene Ontology annotation, cellular component: membrane. Gene Ontology annotation, biological process: G protein-coupled receptor signaling pathway. Lineage: Eukaryota; Metazoa; Chordata; Mammalia; Rodentia; Sciuridae.